UUUAUAUAUGGAUGCCUGAUACCAUUAUACAUGUCAAAGCAACGGUAGGAUCGAGUGGUCAUGGUGUCCGUGUUCGUAAAUGGAUCAUGACACAUUAUCGUCAUAUUGUGAAUUCGAAAGAAAAUACUCGUCAAAGUUUCAAACGUGGUGAGAUCUCGGUCAAUGGGGUACCCUGUGAAGAAACUCGGAUCUUGCAAGAAAACGAUAUUGUUCAGCUCGACUAUAACAAGACAAAAGAACAAAUUCAACGAAUAGCUCAUAUUCCAAUUGAUAUUGCUUAUCAAGAUGCUCAUAUGGCCAUUAUUUGGAAACCUCCUGGCAUAAAUUAUAGUAUCUUUGAUAAGGCUAUUCGAUAUCAUUUUAAAAAUCCUUGUGAUCUUAUAUGGACUCCUUACUGUCUUCAAAAAGCAGCUUCUGGUUUGUUGUUGAUUGCGAAAACACAAUCUGGAAAAGAACGUAUGAUCGAACGAUACAAUCAAGGUGCAAUUCAAUUGGGUAUGCAAGUCCUCUGUCAUGGUCAAGUACCACCCAAUCUUUCCACUGUGGCAUUAGAAACGGACAUUCAUGGAACAGACAAUAAUAAUGAUGAGGAAGAGGAGGAUGUGGUGGACAAUGCUGUGAACGAUCUCUCUAUAGCCAGUGGAACACAAUUAUUCAAAUCAUUCGAUGUUGUAUCGGUGACACGAUCCAACAAUUCUGAUUAUCUUUCCUCGGUUCGGUUGCAAUUACAGACACCUUGGUCCAGUGCGGCUGUAAGACGCUUCUUCUUUCAUCGAGGUUAUACCAUCAUUGGCAAUUCGGCGGCUACUCGACCUCUCAAGACACAUAAGGAUAAAGGACUUUAUAUGACGUUAUAUUCGAUCAAGAUGGAUAAAUUGUUUGAGGAUGGGACGAUUCAAGUGAUGCGUGAUAUACCUGAUAAAUUCAAGUUUAUUGUAGAACGUGAACAACGGUUUUGGGAACGUGCUUGUGAACGUCGGAUCAAAGAAAUGCGUCAAGCUGGAUUGGAUAUUUCUAUGGAUUCAGUGGAAAGUUUUGGCAAAGAACCUUUAGCUUAUACAUUGGGUGAAAAAACAUUCCAUGGAUUAAGAUUUGAAAUCAAUAAAGCAUGUUUGAUCCCUAGACCUAGUUCGGAAACUUUGGUGGAUGCAGCGAUUGAUUGGUUACGUGAAGAAACAACAAGGAAACGGCGGAUCUUGGAUAUGGGAACAGGUUGUGGUAAUUUGAUUGUGUCGAUCUUGGCCAAAGUGGAAGAUGUAGAAGGCGUAGGUGUGGAUAUCAGUGAUGAUGCCUUGAUGAUGGCUCGAAAGAACAGUGAUCAAUUAUUACAAGACUCUGGACGUGUUCGAUUUUUAUGCAAGGACAUGGCUCAAGUGACAUUUAACGAUACCUUUGGUUUGGUGGAUUUGAUUGUGUGUAAUCCUCCCUAUUUGGAUCCAACAGUAACAAUGACAUCUUCUCAACAACAAAUGGCUUUAUCUUAUGAACCUUCCGAAGCUUUAUAUGCCAAACAUCAAGGAUUUGAAUGGUAUAUGAUUCUUAGUCAAUUGGCACCCAAUUUACUUGCUAUGGAUGGUCGAGUGAUUUUAGAAUGUGGUAAAGGUAUGAAGGAUCGUAUCUUGUUGAUUUGGACAGGUUGGCAUCUGGUAAAGACUAUCAAGGAUAAACAAGGAUGGGAUCGUUGUUUAGUAUUGGUUAGAAAUUCAUCCUAAAUAAAUUUGGUUUAUCAUGUGUUUGAUUCCUGCUUCUGGGCGUAAAAAAAAAAAUUCCCCACGCAUUUUUUUUUUUCUUU
Halteromyces radiatus is the source of this 1792-nucleotide messenger RNA. RefSeq names its product S-adenosyl-L-methionine-dependent methyltransferase. The transcript has 4 exons. Gene Ontology annotation, molecular function: pseudouridine synthase activity; RNA binding; protein methyltransferase activity. NCBI's taxonomy places the organism in Eukaryota, Fungi, Mucoromycota, Mucoromycetes, Mucorales, Cunninghamellaceae. The coding region runs from base 12 to 1712 and encodes 566 amino acids. The record is from RefSeq and is a predicted model, not a curated record. Gene Ontology annotation, biological process: pseudouridine synthesis; protein methylation. Gene Ontology annotation, cellular component: mitochondrion.